This is a messenger RNA of Neurospora hispaniola, 2222 nucleotides long. RefSeq lists its product as uncharacterized. The record is from RefSeq and is a predicted model, not a curated record. Lineage: Eukaryota; Fungi; Ascomycota; Sordariomycetes; Sordariales; Sordariaceae. The coding region runs from base 300 to 1742 and encodes 480 amino acids. The transcript has 3 exons.
CAUGGCUACCACCAAUGGUCAGAGUAAGCUUUAACCUUUCCCUCGCGCGCCUUGUUUAUCUUUCCACCCACCCCUUGACCCUGCCUGCCUGGCCUCCUGGACCUCAUGCCUAUGUAUCAUCGUCCCACACUCCCCUCCUCCUUUGGGCCUUCCGCAGCUACUGUUAGAGUUUGUUGCCCCGGUCUUGUUUCUCACUGUAUUGGAUUGUACCUUUUCUUUGUUUCACGUGCCGGCAAGUUUGCGUCUUACUGCCCACCCGGCGUCUCACGGGUCCUGCCGCGCUUCAUCCCAGCUGUUCAAUGGCGUUCCAAGCGCCUUACACAAGCGCGCCGUAUGUGGCAGCCGUGCCAUCACCUGUGGCACCUCAGCCGCACCUUCCAGCUAACUAUAUGAUGUCUGCUUCUAUGCCCCAUUAUCCAAUGAAUGCUGCCUUGUCCCAGCAACAGCCAAUGAUGCAACGCAUACAUCCCUCUCAGCAGAAUGCUGCCAACAUGUCCGCAUCAACACCCCAGCGCUCCUCCAACCCUGCCUCUCAGGGCACCCCAAACAACGCGAUGCCCUCCCAGCAGCCAGGUACUUAUUCCACGGCCCAAGGUCAAGGAGGCUCUGCAAAUCACACACCAACUACCACCCAGCCUCAAAGUGGCUCGGCCGGAGGCACACCUCAAACACCGACGUUCCCUUCUACCGGAGGACAAGGUCAGGUCAAUGGGACGCCGAUACACUCAGCUCCUCCAAGUCCAGCUACGAGAUCGCGUGAAACGGAAAGGUUCGCCGUUUUAUUGGAAAUCAAUCAUGAGCUCCUGUACGAACUAGCCUGUCUCCACAUUAGCCGGCUAGAGAUUAAGAGAGAAAAGGAGUUGGCUGGUGAAUCGGGUGAACAGCAGCAGAAUGGUGGUAUGAGCCUCUCCGAGGAGGAGAAAUUGACAGAGCAGGAUUAUCAACAGUGCUUGGUCAGGGCCAGAACCAACAUGGGAUUUAUGGGCUCGCUAUCACAGCCGGGCAAACAACCCAACGUACACCCGUAUCCGGCAUAUCUGACACCCCCACCCUUACACUUGAAUCUCAGGAUAAGAGUAGCACAGAACACAUCUGCUGAGGACAGCGCGGGUGAUGCGCCACCUGACCCGAACACUGAUCGCGCGGAAAGACAUGAAAUCAUGACGGAUCUCUACAAGAAGCUCCAGUCACUCUAUCCGGGCGUUGAUUAUAAAAAUGAGCCUCUCUGGAGGGCAGGCACGAACCCUUUAACAGGACCAUCGGGUCUUUCCGGACCUGGGUCAAUGCCGGGAGGUAACCCUGAUCAGCUAUCGCAGCAGCAGCAGCACCAGCAGCAGCAAGGCCAGCAAGGCCAGCAACAGCAAGGACAGCAGCAAAAUUUGCAACAGCAACCUGGCCAACAGCAACAACAGCCCGGGCAGCAACUAAAUUAUCAGCAAAUGAUGAUGCUGAAGCAGCAACAAUACCGUGAACAGAUGCACCAAAAGCAGCUACAAAUCCAACAGCAAAUCCAACAGCAGCAGCAGAAUGGCCAGCUAGCUGGCGGUGGUGUAGGGUCGAACCACGGAAGUCCGGCUCCAAGCGGACAGCUGCUACAACAAGGCAUGAAGACGCCGCAGAUGACGCCGCAGAUGUCCAACGCCAUCCCUCCCGGGAUGGCGACACAGCAUCAGCAGCCUCAAGGUCAACAAAGCCAACAAGAUACGCAGCAAUCGCAGCCCGGCACAUCGGGACCGCCAUGAGAACUUUGCUAGAAGUCAUCCCCGUUAGUUGCCAUGAAAGUGAACGAGAGGAAAAUCAGAGGCACGUCAUAUUGAGCUUGUAUAACGGUGGACUUUUAGGAGUUUUGGGAGAUCGCAGGGCUGAAUGUUUGGGUAUGUCCUAGAAGAAGACGAGAACAAAAACGAAAAGGUGGGACGUUUGGAUUAACGUGACGGGAUAGCCGGAAUAGAAUGAGGCGCGGAGUCUCACACCUUCUUCAUGUUAGAAAGAAAAGCCAUAUAUAUGUGUUGUGCUUCUGAUGGCUAGAGAUCGUGCCUAGUUUCGGUUUUCUUGGUGACUCAUGGUCACCUUUCCCUAUAGCGGAAUAGACGGUGGGUUUUUGCGUUACUUUGGCUUUCUGGUAAGUGUAAGACUACUGAAAUGCACAAGGUAGACAACAACUUAUAUAGUCGUAAGGCACAUCCAUCCACACCAUACCCGCAUCAAGGGCACCAUAACCU